Molecule: messenger RNA, 3366 nt
Organism: Hippocampus zosterae (dwarf seahorse)
Lineage: Eukaryota; Metazoa; Chordata; Actinopteri; Syngnathiformes; Syngnathidae
Gene: pld2
Product: phospholipase D2
Exons: 24
Coding region: 248-3109 (953 amino acids)
Biological process (GO): cell motility; phosphatidic acid biosynthetic process; intracellular signal transduction
Molecular function (GO): D-type glycerophospholipase activity; phosphatidylinositol binding
Source: RefSeq, a predicted model, not a curated record
UCCUCUCCUCUCCCCGCGGUGCUGUACUCAGGGACGCCAAAUGGGAGGGGACUAAAGUGUACAAAACGUACGCGAGGACCGAGUGUAGACAAAGUCUUGAAUGAAACGCUGCGCCGCGGUGAUAAAAUGGCUUUACGUGUGACUAUACGGUUAAGUUAAGGUCGUCGUGGGUGUUUAGGAGCCGAGAAUGCUGAGCUGCUGGUGUUCCUUUUGAGUUGAGACAGUGUAGCUGGUACUUGCAUCUACAAUGGCCACUGCAGAGGAUGAGAUUGAGCCUCCCUCUCAGGCCUCUGCAGCCCAAAUCCUUGAUAAAAGACGCUUCUCUCAUGACCUUCGCGUUCUGGGACGAGACGAGGUUGACAAACUCUUAUCCACCACCGAGGGCCGACCAUUUAGUGUGAUACAUCAUCUUCCAGAAUUAAAGGAGGAGGGUAUACCUUAUUUGAUUCCUGGUGUCCCGAUCACAUGUCGAGUGGAUAACACAGAGAGAUACACGACUCGCUCUAAGGUCCAUGUCGGCACCCUGUACACAGUGAUGCUAACCCAUGGUCAAUUCCACUGGACGGUCAAGAGGAAGCACAAGCACUUCCAGGAGUUGCAUCGAGACCUUUACAACCACCGUAUGAUGAUUCAUUUAAUGCCUUUGGGAAGAUUUGCAAAGGAAAGGCAACAGCUGAGGGCCAUGUCUGAGGAAAUGCCCAGCCUACGCGGUCAUCAACGGACUAGAAGGACCUCCAGCAAAAUGAAAUACCUUGAAGAGCACCUGAAUGAUCUGCUGGAAAACACGUUCUGUAGGAAUGACCACAGCAUGCUGGAGUUUCUCUCGGUCGGUGCUCUCUCCUUCGUCACGGAUCUUGGGCCCAAAGGCUUGGAAGGGCCCAUCUUCAAGAGGUCAGGGGGUCACCGUGUUCAAGGUUUGAAUUGCAUCGGCCAUCAUCAGAUCUGCUACCGCUGGUCACGGCGGUGGCUGGUGGUGAAAGAUUCUUUCUUGAUGUACAUGAACCGAGAAAACGGACACAUCAACUUUGUUUUGCUCUUUGACCCCGAGUUCAACGUGAAAGUGGGCCGUGCUUACACCGGCACUAAAUACGGAGUAUGCAUCGACAACUUCACUCGGAAUCUAAUCAUCAAAUGCGGUAGCUAUCGACAAGCACAUUGGUGGAGUCAUGAAAUCAACCGUCUAGCUGCAACUUGCCAUUUCCUGAAAGUUCAACGCUUCGAUGGAUUUGCUCCUCCACGGGACAACACACUAACUAAAUGGUAUGUAAAUGGGAGCGACUACUUUGCCGACCUUGCCGAUGCGCUCGAGCAAGCAAAAGAGGAAAUUUUCAUCACAGACUGGUGGCUUAGCCCCGAAGUGUUCCUGAAGAGACCGGCGACCGAUAAUGUCUGGCGCUUGGAUGAAGUACUCAAACGCAAAGCUGAACUAGGAGUCAAAGUGUGUGUUCUGCUUUACAAAGAACUGGAGCUUGCACUUGGCAUCAAUAGCGAGCACAGUAAGAGGACUUUGAUGGAUAUGCAUCCAAACAUCAAGGUAAUGAGACAUCCUGACCAUAUGUCAUCUACGGUGAUCCUUUGGGCUCACCAUGAAAAAAUGGUGGCCAUUGAUCAAACUGUAGCCUUUGUCGGGGGAAUCGACCUGGCAUUUGGGAGAUGGGACAACAGCCAGUACCGGCUCACUGACCUUGACUCAACAGACACUGCUGGAAAAGUGAAAGAGACGGAGCCGCAAGGAGGGACGGAUGAGAAUGGUUUGGCUGGUCCAAAAUCAUCCGAGAAUCAAACACAGGAGGUUGUGGACCUGACAGGCAACACUAAACUGUGGUUAGGCAAAGACUACAGCAACUUUAUUAGGAAAGACUGGGUCCAGUUGGACAGACCAUUUGAAGAUAACAUUGACCGUACAAGAGUUCCUCGCAUGCCGUGGCGCGACCUGUCGGCAGCUCUUCAUGGCAGAGCAGCCAGGGAUGUUGCUCGUCACUUCAUCCAGCGCUGGAACUUCACGAAGAUCUUCAAAAUCAAGUACAAGGACGAUUUUUACCCCUACCUGCUCCCCAAAUCGCAUUGUUCUGCUGACAAACUGUGUUUCACGGUGCCUGGAUCCAAGAAGGCCAAAGUGCAGGUGUUACGUUCUGCGGAUCGGUGGUCUACUGGCACUUGUGAGAACUCAAUCCUCAGUGCCUACAUCCAUACCAUUGAGAACAGCCAGCACUACAUUUACAUCGAGAACCAGUUCUUCAUCAGCUGCGCCGAUGGCAAGACGGUCCACAAUGGAAUCGGCGAUGCCAUUGUGAACCGAAUCCUCCGCGCUUACAGAGAGCAGAAGAAAUAUCGGGUGUUUGUGGUGAUCCCACUUUUGCCUGGAUUUGAGGGAGACAUCAGUACCGGAGGGGGGAAUGCGAUCCAAGCCAUUCUUCACUUCACCUACAGGACUAUAUGUCGGGGGGAACAAUCCAUCCUGUCAAGACUCAGUGAAAUGGAGGACAAGUGGACAGAGUACAUCACAGUCUGUGGCCUGAGGACAAAAGCGGAGCUCUCCCAGUCGCCUGUCACUGAGCUCAUCUAUGUUCACAGCAAGACCCUCAUCGCAGAUGACCGCUGCUAUAUAAUUGGAUCAGCCAACAUCAAUGAUCGCAGCAUGCUGGGCAGCCGGGACAGUGAGCUGGCAGUGCUUGUGGAAGAUGAAGAGAGGAUCCCGUCCAUCAUGGGAGGGGAGGAGUACGAAGCAGGACCCCUUACACUUGCUCUGCGUAAAGAGUGCUUCAGUGUUCUUGUUGGAGCUGCUUCAAAUCCAAGCCUCAAUAUUGAUGAUCCAAUCAGUGAUGACUUGUUCUUCUUGGUGUGGAAUUCUACUGCCAAAAUGAAUGCCACUAUUUACAACAAGGUCUUCAGGUGCCUACCUUGUAAUUCUGUCCACAAUCUGCAAGAGCUCAAGGAGUACACCAGCAAGGAGCGCCUGAGUGACACAGACCCCGAAAAGGCCAGAGAAGAGCUCAAGGCAGUCCAAGGACUGCUGGUUCACUUCCCUCUGAAGUUCUUGUGUGAAGAGAACCUGCUGCCUCCACUGAACACCAGAGAGGGCAUGGCCCCUGUCUGGCUGUGGACAUAGUUGAAGAACAGCCCAUUCACAUCUCAAGGUAACAGUUGAGGAAUCGGUUACAGCUAACUUUACGUACAAUAGACUCAUAGUAAAUGUCGGCGGCCCUGGCAAUUUACUGGUGAGGAAAAUCCAACGUUGUCACCUUGUUCACAUUGACCACUGAAAUGUAGAUUUGAUCACUGUCACGAUGUGAGACUAUUUGAUUGACAUUAGCCAGUUGUUGUUUUUUUUCUUAAAGCAUCCGCUUUACUAUGUUCACAAUUCAU